Phycomyces blakesleeanus NRRL 1555(-) is the source of this 1044-nucleotide messenger RNA. RefSeq lists its product as hypothetical. The transcript is spliced from 2 exons. Gene Ontology annotation, biological process: protein retention in ER lumen; endoplasmic reticulum to Golgi vesicle-mediated transport; intracellular protein transport. The coding region runs from base 258 to 917 and encodes 219 amino acids. The record is from RefSeq and is a predicted model, not a curated record. NCBI's taxonomy places the organism in Eukaryota, Fungi, Mucoromycota, Mucoromycetes, Mucorales, Phycomycetaceae. Gene Ontology annotation, cellular component: COPII-coated ER to Golgi transport vesicle; Golgi apparatus; endoplasmic reticulum-Golgi intermediate compartment.
CCCACUCAGUCCUUUCAUCCCAUUAAAAAGAAACGAAGAAGAAGAAAAGGAAAAAAAAACGACUAUUCUAUUUUACUUUAUUCGAUUCGAUUUUCUUUGUCUCUCUUUAUUUUCUCUCUUUUAGUAUUCUCUUUACUGUUAUUUUGUUUUAUUUUUAAAGAAGACAAAAAAAAAUACACACACACCAAAAAAAAAAAAGAAACCACCACCGUCUCUACCACCACUAUCAAUUCCAAGAUUCGUAAAGAGUUGACCUAAUGGCAUCAUUCAUUUUCCAACGCGCUGUAGCAUUUUCAUUGCUUGUCAGCUUGUUCUUUUCAUUCUUCGCGUCUUCAGAUGCAACUGCCUUGACCUACAAUGUAGCUGCUCAAGAAAAGGCAUGUUUCUAUGUUUGGGCAGACACACCCGGAAAGAAAGUUGGAUUCUACUUUGCUGUUCAAUCGGGAGGAUCGUUUGAUAUAGAUUAUGAAGUGCGUGAUCCUCGGGACGAUAUUGUUCUUUCUGGCGAAAAGUCCAGACAGGGAGAUUAUGUGUUUACUGCAAACUACGUUGGAGAAUACAGCUUCUGCUUUAUCAAUGAUAUGUCGACCUUUGCCGAGAAGCUGGUUGAUUUUGAAAUCACACUUGAGCACGAAGUCCGUCCCAACUAUCAAAAGGAAGGCUCAUCAUCUGAGCCUCCGGUAGCCCUCAAUGCAAUGGAAGAAUCGCUCUUUAGACUGUCUGGAUCUUUGACCAAUGUGGCUCGCACCCAAAAGUACUUUCGCACACGUGAAAACCGUAAUUCCAGCACUGUCAUCUCUACAGAAAACCGGAUCUUUUGGUUUGCUAUUCUUGAAAGUGGGGCUAUCAUCUUGAUGGCAUGCGUCCAGGUGUUUGUUGUCCGAAGUUUCUUUAAUGUAAAGAAGGGUGGCGUCUAAGUUCUCUUUAUAUAUAUAUAUAAGAAAAAGACAAAGAAAAAGAAAAAGAAAAAUAUAAAAAAAUAUGAAUAUGAAUAUGAAUAAAGCAGUAUAUAUUUAUGUAUUUAUAUAUACAUGUAUAUAACAU